AUGGAUAAAUUCUUGCUUGUUUUUGGCUUGAUCCUUCUCUUCUCAAGAACUCUGUGUGUUCCUACUCGCUGUUACCUUAGACCAGCCAGAAAAUAUGGGUGCCUUUCAGACAGAAACCUCUAUGUUUUCGGGGCGGUGUGGAAGAAUGAAGAUUGUUUCCAGUGCAGGUGUAAGAUGGGUGCAAUGACUUGCUGCAGCUUGGUUGUAAUCCCCAAGAAGUAUGAUAGGGUGAACUGUGUUGGCCUGUUCCACAAGAAAAGCUGCUCCAUUCGAGUGGUGAGGAAGACUAAUCCUGAGAUAGCUUGCAAAGUCUACAAUGGAGUUGGAUAAGACCACAAGAUGCAUUUCUCCUCUUUCACACCUACCCCAGAAGCUGAAGAUGCUCUGGAUCUCUCCUUUAGAGGAAAGCAGCAAGCAGCAUGGCUUCAAGAGAAAUGGGUUUGCCUCGUGCCUUUCACAGCUCUAAUUGUGCCAUAUCUAUCUCGUUUCUGACACUAGGUGGUUUGUCUUACACACAUUUCUAACCAAACUUUACCACAGGCUUUUUUCCUGUUGGGAUCCAGAGACAAAUAAAUUUUCACAUACACUGAAUCACUGUAGUCACUGACUGGUUUCCUUGAAAACAGAAGAAUUCAUGAUGUCUAUAAAUGUUUGUAAAUCUAAUUAUUGAUUUGGAAGUAAUCUAGCUUUUAAAGUAACAGGUACUAUAUAAAUUGUUGCCAGACACAGGGAUUCAUUAUGCUAUUACACUUAUUGACAUUCCCCAGAUGA
Molecule: messenger RNA, 771 nt
Organism: Oenanthe melanoleuca
Lineage: Eukaryota; Metazoa; Chordata; Aves; Passeriformes; Muscicapidae
Product: beta-microseminoprotein-like
Exons: 4
Coding region: 1-330 (109 amino acids)
Source: RefSeq, a predicted model, not a curated record